This is a messenger RNA of Halichondria panicea, 1515 nucleotides long. RefSeq names its product nocturnin-like. The record is from RefSeq and is a predicted model, not a curated record. The transcript has 3 exons. Gene Ontology annotation, molecular function: 3'-5'-RNA exonuclease activity. NCBI's taxonomy places the organism in Eukaryota, Metazoa, Porifera, Demospongiae, Suberitida, Halichondriidae. Bases 518 to 1366 code for a protein of 282 amino acids.
ACUUAUCGACCUGCUUACUUGUCUUCUUUUGUCCAUAGUUUCAAAAAAAAGCUGUGAAAACUUCUCCCCUGCUUCAUCUGCCUCACUUGCACGCUGGGAGAAUUCGUCAUUGCUUUGUUUGACAGGUCCAAACACGCUAGUUGCCAUUUUCUGUGGCCGAUUUUUUUUUACACCACGUUUGCAAUCUGAUAUGGCACAGGUACGUACGUAGUGUUGUACUAGUUGGGCGGAGCCCGACCGUCCCUGACAGGAGCCGUUGGAACGGGUGCCGGGCUCCGCCCAGCUAGUGUUGUACCAGGCAGAGAUCGAGAGUGCAUGCUGGUGUUGGAACUGGACUCUGGGGUGUAAAGUCUUCAACGGAUGGUGUCACGUGAAGCGGAGGUGACAAAAGAAGAAGAAGAGCUCUGCUGGAGGAGAAUUGCUAAGGAGAGAGUGGGUGAAGUCUAAGAGUGAUGAGUACAAGUUAAAUCCUGCUAAGUGCAACACCACGUAUACUUUUAGGGUAUUUCAGUGGAACAUGCUAGCAGAUGCAAUGGCUCAUGGAAAUUUUGUUAAGUGCCCUGCUGAGGUACUGAAGUGGUCGUAUCGCAGCCAGCUUAUUUUGAACGAGAUAUGUAGAUCUGAAGCAGAUAUCAUCUGUCUUGAAGAGGUCGAUCAUUUUUUGGACUUUUUUGAACCACAUCUAUCCCGUCUAGGAUUUGAAGGUUUGUUCGUUCCCAAAAAUGAUUCGCCAUGUCUUCAAUACCAGCCUAAUAACGGACCAGAUGGUUGUGCUUUGUUCUUUCGUUCUUCGAUGUUUGCACUUCUUGAAAAAAAAGAAUUUAGAUUGAAGAAUGAAACUCAAGGUAUUUCAAAUCAAGUUGCUUUGCUUGCACGAUUGAAAAUCGAAGAUGCCAACAAGGCAAAAGAUUCACCCUUUUAUACACUUUGUGUGGGAGUCACUCAUUUAAAAGCGAAAAGAGACUACCAAGCAUUGAGAGCAGCUCAAGGUGAACAUCUCCUCUCUGAAAUGGCCUCAUUUGCCAGUGAUGAGCAUGCAAUUAUCUGUGGGGACUUCAAUGCUACACCUGACGAGCCUGUGUACCAACACUUCACCAAUAACAAGACUCACCAAUUGCUGAACCUGUCCAGUGCUUAUGCUGCAUCGUUCAAUGGAGAGAAGGAGCCACCGCUAACAUCUUGGAAGUUUAGAGCAUAUGGUGAAUCGGAGUACACAAUCGACUACAUCUGGAUUUUAAAAGAUAAGAUGGUAAUAGACUCGAUAUGGCGAUUGCCAACAAAAGAAGAGAUUGGUGAAAAUGCACUGCCUUCACCCAGCUACCCUUCAGACCACUUAGCGCUUUGUUCUUCUAUAACACUAUUUUAGCACUAUUGUAGCAUGCAGGGUAUUUAUGUUCUAUAUUAUGUUCUCGUCAACCCGUCACAUUUAGCGUCUUACAUUUUUUACAGAAGCAAUUUUUAGUCUCACUAUAGUUACGUCUUAUAUUUUUUACAGAAGAAAUGUUUAUAGUCUCA